Molecule: messenger RNA, 1351 nt
Organism: Leopardus geoffroyi (Geoffroy's cat)
Lineage: Eukaryota; Metazoa; Chordata; Mammalia; Carnivora; Felidae
Gene: FOXL3
Product: forkhead box L3
Exons: 3
Coding region: 272-937 (221 amino acids)
Biological process (GO): regulation of transcription by RNA polymerase II; cell differentiation; anatomical structure morphogenesis
Molecular function (GO): DNA-binding transcription factor activity, RNA polymerase II-specific; RNA polymerase II cis-regulatory region sequence-specific DNA binding
Source: RefSeq, a predicted model, not a curated record
GGGUCACCAAAAGCCCCGCUCCGCAACCCUCCGCAGCUUUGCCGGUGGCUGGGGCCUCCCCCGCGCUGGGAUUGGAUGCGAGGGAACGGGGUGGGCGCGGGCGGGGGACCCCAGAAGCCCAGGUUCCCCGCUCGGGCGGAGAGCAGCCCACAGUGCAGACGCGGCUGGCGCGCGUCCAGCAGGACCUCAGCAAAGACCCGGCGGGCUGGCGGACGGCACGGAGGAGGCGGCAACUGCCACGGUGGCCCCCGCGGGUGCCGGGCGCGCCAAGAUGUUUGACAGCUCGCAGUAUCCCUACAAUUGCUUCAAUUAUGACGCCGACGACUACCCGGUGGGCAGCUCCGACGAGCAGAAGCGGCUCACGAGGCCCGCGUACAGCUACAUCGCGCUGAUCGCCAUGGCCAUCCAGCAGAGCCCCUCGGGCAGGGUGACCCUGUCCGGCAUCUACGACUUCAUCACGCGCAAGUUCCCCUACUACCGAGCCAACCAGCGCGCCUGGCAGAACUCCAUCCGCCACAACCUGUCCCUCAACAGCUGCUUCGUGAAGGUGCCUCGGACGGAGGGCCACGAGAAGGGCAAGGGGAACUACUGGACGUUGGCGGCUGGCUGCGAGUCGCUGCUGGACCUCUUCGAGAACGGCAACUACCGCAGGCGGCGCCGGCGCCGCGGCCCCAAGCGCGAGGGGGCGGGGCAGGUGCGUGCGGGGGGCGCGGAGGGGCCGCAGGGGCCCCCUGAGCCAGCCCCAGGCCAGCCCCCCGCCCCUGCCAGCCCGGCUGCCCUGGGGAAGGAGGAGCACAGGGGCAUCAAGUUCAGCAUUGACUACAUCCUGUCGGCGCCGGGCCCUUUCGCGGGGCUCAAGGGUCCCUACGGCCAGCAGGAGGGCAGAACCCCCCGGCUGGAGGCCCAGCCAACGAACCUCCACCUGUGGACGAUAUGAGGCCGGGCGGGCGCCCGGUGGGUCCGGGGUCUUCCGGGCGAUUUCGGCCCCACCUCCAGCCAAGAAGCCAGGUUUUGCCACAUCCUGCUAAGUUCCGCAGGCUCGUGUUCCGUGCCGCACGUCAGCAUGGGCUGGAGGGACAAGAGGUCAGUCUUCUGGCUUCAUCAGGAAGACCCACGGGGUCCUGCCCUAGGUUCACUGAGCAGCCCCACUCUGAGGGAUAUGAAUACAGGUUCGGGGCCACACUCACUCACAGACAAGGCAGCACCUCAUCCCUCUGUCUUCUGAGAAUUGGCUGCACAGACCCCACACCCUGGGAGCUGCCCGUGAGCUCUGGAUGCAGACGGCGAGGUGGGUGGGCAUCUUCCCAGAGCUAAAAGUGCGAACGGUGAAACCAGGUAUUCCUUGACCCCA